Aphis gossypii (cotton aphid) is the source of this 2374-nucleotide messenger RNA. RefSeq names its product prostatic acid phosphatase (gene Acph-1). The transcript is spliced from 9 exons. The record is from RefSeq and is a predicted model, not a curated record. Gene Ontology annotation, biological process: dephosphorylation. The coding region runs from base 615 to 1988 and encodes 457 amino acids. Gene Ontology annotation, molecular function: phosphatase activity. NCBI's taxonomy places the organism in Eukaryota, Metazoa, Arthropoda, Insecta, Hemiptera, Aphididae.
GCAACUGUUUGGCGCGCGCCGACUACUGCUAAGCAAGAUAAUGGACAAUGAUAUUAUCUAAUAUCUUGUGUUUAGCAUCAGCAGCUGCAUGUGACCACCUAACGAUAAGUUGAUAACGAUUACAAAUAAUAACAAUAUUGUUAUGUUUUAAACGUAUCACGACACAAGCAAUCGGAAACAUUAUUUCUCACGGAUCACGGUUAUUCGCGAUACCGUCCGCCGUCGCAUCAGUCAGUGCCUCGCGCCAAAUGAAAACGAAAAGAAACAAAAUAAAUAUUUAUCCAUUUCUAUUUUCCGUUAUAAGCUAAAACAAUAUCCUAAUACCUAUGUGGUUCUGUUAUUUGUUUUACGUAUAAUUAUUAUUGUUUGACACGCUAAUGCAUACAUACCUACCUGGUUUGUCGUCGUGCGAAUUACAUCUGUUUUUAUAAUAACGAUGACUGAACAAUGACAUGUUUGUUAAACGCAGGCCAACAAAUAUGUGGAACAAGCUACAUCGUCACGAUAUGAGUAUUAAAUAAACACAGCGAUAGGUACCUCGUCCUAUUCGAAAUCGGGCCACACAAGAGGACGGAUAAUAUAAUUAUCGCAUUUAUUUUCUCCAUCGCCAUACGAUGCGUUUGACACUGUUGCUGACGGCCAUUUCGCUUGCAACGACUGACGUCUGUUUGGCCACCGAUCCACUGGCCCAAGAGUAUGGCGAGCUAGUGUUUUCAUCUUUGCUGUAUAGACACGGUGAUCGAGCGAUAACUGAUUUACCUUACCCUAAAGAUCCUUAUAGAAAUACAUCUUACUGGCCCAUGGGUUUUGGACAGUUGACUAAUCAAGGAAAAGAAAGACAUUAUGAGUUUGGAAAAUGGAUAAGAAAUAGAUAUAGUGAUUUUUUGCCUGUUAAAUAUUCAAGUGAAGACAUAUAUAUUCGUAGUACUAGUGUGGAUCGUGCUUUAAUGAGUGCCUCUGCUAAUCUAGCUGGUUUAUACCCACCAACUGGAGAUCAAAUAUGGAACAACAAUUUAGGAACCUUAUGGCAACCAAUUCCUAUUCAUUCAAUUCCACGAGAUCUUGAUGAGUCUUUAUCAUUUGGUAAUAACUGUCCUCAAUUCACAAAGCAUUUUGAUGACCUUCAAAAUUUACCAGAAAUCCAGCGAUUUAAUGAAGAUCACCAGAAAUUAUACAAUUACCUUAAAGAAAAUAGUGGCAUGAAUUUUACUGAUUUAAUUGAUGACACAUUAACUUUAUAUGAUACAUUAUUGGUUGAGACACAAUUUAAUUAUACUUUACCCAAUUGGACUAAUUCUGUGUUCCCUGAAAAGUUAAGAGAAGUUUCUGAAUUGGCAUUUCUAUUGCCAACGUAUACACCAUUAUUGAAGAAACUAAGUUGUGGUGUAUUGCUUAAUGAAAUCGUUGAUAAUAUGAAACAAAAACGGAAUGGAACCAUGAAAACUAAUUACAAAUUAUGGGUAUACUCAGCUCAUGAUACCAAUGUAGCUGGGUUAUUGCAUUCCUUGAAUGUGUACAAUUAUAAAUUACCUCCUUAUGCUGCUGCAGUGUUUUUAGAACUUAGAAAGAGUAAAAACUCAAAUAAUACUUAUGUUGUUACUGUAUCAUACAGAAACACUUCUACUCAUGAUCCUUAUUUACUUCAUGUUCCGGGUUGUGAUUCAAUAGCAUGUGAUUUAGACCAAUUUAUUGAUGUUGUGAAUCCAAUUCUACUAACAGACUGGUACAAAGAAUGCAAUACAUCGGAUGAAAAUAAUUUGUUGACUUAUAUUGGAAUUAUUGCAGUAAUAUUGAUAGCUGUUUCUAUUAUAUUUUUUAUGUUGAACAAAAAAUAUUUCAUCUGUUAUUGUGGCAGAAAUUAUCAAAAAUUGUAUCAUGCCGUGCCCCGGGAAGAGACAGAGACUGUGGACUUCGAUCAAGACGGACGGAGUCGCGUAGCCGUCUCGUUUCGGAUGAACGGCGUCGAAUCGACAUCCGCAGACGUGUAAAUAUGUUAUAAUGUAAUAUAGUACGUACCUACCUUCAGCAGUAAUAGUGUGUAACGCAGAAGGCGAUGCAUCUGUGAUGUUUUUCGUUAAGGUCCCCGUCACAUAACAAUGUAAUAAUAAUAAUAAUAUUAUGAGCGAUUUUUGUAAAUUAUUGAGAAAUUCCAUUUUUCCAAAAACUGCACGUAUCGAUCGAUCGUUUAAGAGCCACAAUUAUUUAUCCAUAGUGGAUCCUCGUGUGUAAUAAUUAUUGUCGCGCAAUCGCCGUUUGUUUGUACAAUAUUUAAUAUUAUUAUUUAUUUAUUACACAAAAUAAUAUAAUAUAUAGAAAUAUAGAAUAAAGAUUGUACUCAUAUAUUAUUAUUAAUAAUUAUGAUUUCUGACCAUUA